Messenger RNA from Penicillium macrosclerotiorum, 1257 nucleotides. RefSeq lists its product as uncharacterized. Lineage: Eukaryota; Fungi; Ascomycota; Eurotiomycetes; Eurotiales; Aspergillaceae. Bases 1 to 1257 code for a protein of 418 amino acids. The record is from RefSeq and is a predicted model, not a curated record. The transcript is spliced from 3 exons.
AUGCAGGUCUCUCUCCCGCUGGCGCUGCAUCUUCGCAGUCCCCAAACGUACAAUUUUUUGACAGACGAGCACUGGAAGCCUGGAGAGAAAUUCCAUCGCCGCUCUCUAAAUGAUCUCGCCUUUAUCGAUGCCCAUUCCGGCCGAAUUCAAGCAACUGUUCUCUUCGCAGAUAUUCUGCGAGCCAUUUUUGACCACCCGGACUGGUCGCAACUCUAUGAUUUCUUCAGCGCACGGUAUUCCAAAGAGCAGGGACAGGUGGACUCUGCGAUCCGCACCCUGCAUCCGCCCAAAGAACAGUCGACAUGGAAGAAGCCUACCGUCAUUGCCAUCAAAACGGACUGCAGCUCUGUUGGCCUGCCGAAAGACUUUCCAGCUCUCCUUGCGACAGCAGGCGAAACUUCGCGCUCGGGUUUGAUGGGCCCAGAUCCACAACCAUGCGCCAUAGGGCCGGCCAUCGGCCUUGCUUUUGGCGUGGGGUCCUAUAUGGAUCUGACGUACGCCAACCAACCGCCUGGCCAUUACCCCGCGGUCCGGUAUGUUGGUGAUGAGUUAUACGGCUUUGGACAAAAAGAGUACCAGGUUUUAUCAGGGUCUUUUGCUGUAACCAAGAAAGGCGGCCGAGAGCGCUACUGGGCCGAAUGGGCUCGUCUCUGGUCUAUCAUUGCCGAGUGGGUUUAUGAGCACGACAGUGAAGCGCUGCAGCUUGGCUAUAUUGACCACUUCACCUACAAAAGUAGACUCACUCCUGAAGAGGAGCGCUCGUUUGAUAUUUUUGGCAAAAUCCCCCGCAAAUAUCUCAAAACCUAUGGCAUCGCGGCUGCUGACGCCGUCCACGAUGUCUUUGCUCAGCUUGCAAAAGAACCUGAUUGCUUCCAGGGUAUUGAGUGGGACUUUUUGGAACUAGCAGUACCUGUUGAGGUGCGCGACUCAUUUUACGCUCGAUUCGGUGAAAGGGGCUCCGACUUGGGAAUCAUUCGGCUCCAAUUGAGCAUCAGGAUCGCUGGCCCAAGCGGGGGCUCUGGUGCAUAUGAUGAAAUCAGUCCAAUGGCUCUGAAAAAAUGUCCGAAUACCCUCUGCGGCAUGGACUGGGAGAGAUGGCUGCUAUCAAUCGAAGGUGGAGAUGUUAUCGUCUUGGAGGCGAUGUUCCAGGCACUGUGGGCUGUUAUGCUAUUAAAUCAACUUCCACUUGACGUCCAGAUCAUUGAGGCAGGGGGUCAGUUUCCGAAAUAUCGAGACCCGGGUAGUGUAUACCUUUAG